Messenger RNA from Trichosurus vulpecula (common brushtail), 594 nucleotides. RefSeq names its product trichosurin-like. Lineage: Eukaryota; Metazoa; Chordata; Mammalia; Diprotodontia; Phalangeridae. Bases 73 to 594 code for a protein of 173 amino acids. The record is from RefSeq and is a predicted model, not a curated record. Gene Ontology annotation, molecular function: small molecule binding. The transcript is spliced from 6 exons.
GAGCUAGACAAUUCAGCAGAAUCCUCACACAUUCAGGUGCUGCUGAAGCAUCAAAGUAGAACCCUUCAGAAGAUGAAGUUUCUAAUGCUGACCGUGGGGCUGGCCCCGGUAUGUGGCCUUCAGGCUCUCAAUAACAAUGCAGAAGACUCACCAAAGGUUACUGGGAAGUGGUUCACAGUUGCAUUGGCCUCAAAUGUGACAUCUAAGAUUGAGGAAGGAGGUAGCUUGCAGAUAUUUGUCAAAAGUCUCUGGGAACAUGAUGGUCUUCUUAGUGCAGUCUUCUUUAAAAGGCAAAAUGGCAAAUGCAUUCAAUUUUCUGUGACUGCUUCCCCAGGAGAAGAUGGUCAAAUGCACGUACCAUAUGAUGGAGAAAAUGCUUUCUCCCUUGAAAGCAGAGACUCUGAACAUUUGAUAUUUAUCGUGUAUAAUACCAAAGAUGGGGAGGUGACUGUUUGGGGAGAACUCUAUGGCCAGACUCCAAAUCUGUCUGAUGAAAUAAAGAAGAAAUUUGAGGAAGUAUGUGAAAGAUUUGGAAUUAGGAAGGAUCAAAUUAGAGACCUGUCCAAUGAUGAUCGAUGUGAAGAGCUUAGGUAA